This is a messenger RNA of Pantherophis guttatus, 8588 nucleotides long. The record is from RefSeq and is a predicted model, not a curated record. NCBI's taxonomy places the organism in Eukaryota, Metazoa, Chordata, Lepidosauria, Squamata, Colubridae.
GGCCAGCACCAACCAGGAGGGACACGGGUCCAAUAAACAUGUGGCAGCGUUCAGUCUACUCAGUAUCCGUCCACGUCUUCAGGAGUCACAGAAUCAAACUCUUCCCAGAUAAUAUUCUCAAGACCUGCCUCCAUCCUCUCCCCUGAAUCUACCUCGUCAGAGUCCAGAUGUUCCCUAAUCUGAGCGAUUUUAUCAUACAGAUACUGUACAAAGUCCUCGGCUCUAUCCUCAUAGUUUAGGAAAACUAUGCGAUUUUGGCCACUGAAUACUGGAGUGGAAGGUUUGAAUGGAAAGCUCCCUGGGUGUCAAGGGAGCAAGUGCAUCACAGAGACCUGUUUUGGAUACAAGAUUAUUUUCCAUGCAAAAACUGGCUCCAGUUAGGAUAAAGUGAUAUCUGUGUACAGGUGUUGGAAGUCUUCUUGAGAUGGAAGAUCUCAAGAAGGGAGCACUAGAAGGAUGGCUAGAGGAGCACGACCCGGAAGCCACUCUGAGCCUAGAGCAGAGAGCCUUAAUGUUGGAGAGUAUAGAGAGAGAAGGAAGACCAAGCGGUGUCAUUAAUGCAGGUGGGAAAGAGCAGGCAGAGCUUGAUGUCCCCGAUAGCUAUUCAACAGCUGACGACUGCCAAAACCAAUCCAAGGUAGAAGACCAGAGGUGGAGAAGCCAGGUGAGAAGACGCCGGAUGAAAGAGGUUUCCCAAGAUCCUCCAGGUUUCAUUAACCUCCUGGGGAUCCUGGAACCGCCACCUCCUCUUCCGUCCUCCGCACCCCAGAAGGUGGUGAACAAGCCCUUCCAUUGCACGGAGUGUGGAAAGUGUUUCUCGCAGAGCUCCGUGCUCAUCGAGCACCAGAGGAUCCACACAGGGGAGCGGCCCUUUGUGUGCAAUGUGUGCGGAAAACGAUUCUCCCAAAGCUCCACCCUGAUGGGCCAUCAGAGGAUCCACACAGGCGAGAAGCCCUUCGCCUGCCCUGAAUGCGGACGGGGCUUCAGCCGCAGCUCCGCUCUGACCGAGCACCAGCGCACCCACACGGGAGAGACCCCGUUCCCCUGCCGGGAGUGCGGAAAGGCCUUCAGCCGCACCUCCAACCUGGUGAAGCACUUGCGCACCCACUCAGGCGAGAAACCGUACAGCUGUGCCCUCUGCGGGAAGCGCUUCUCGCUCAGCUCCAACUUGCUGAAGCACGAGCGCACCCACUCGGGGGAGAAGCCCUUCCCCUGCCCCCUCUGCGGGAAGCGCUUCAAGAAGAAGACCCACCUCGUCUCGCACAACCGCGUUCACACUGGAGAACGGCCCUACCGGUGCGAGGAGUGCGGGAAGUGCUUCUCCCAAAGCUCGUCUCUGAUCGAGCACCAGAGGAUCCACACUGGAGAAAAACCCUACAAGUGUCCCCAGUGUGGCCGAGGCUUCUAUGUCAACUCCAAACUGGUCAAACACCAGAGAAUCCACACGGGGGAGAAGCCCUACGCCUGCUCGGCCUGUGGGAAAACUUUCCGAUACAAGCAGCAGUUUCCCCGUCACCUGGCCCACGUCCACCCAGGGGAAGAGCAGGUUUCUGUCCUUAACUUGGGGACCAGUGUUAAUAUGCUACUCUCCUAAAGUGUAAUCCCAGUGCCCAGUGGCUGGCCUUUUAAGUCCCAGAAGGCUAGUCCCAGUCAGAGGCAGAAUCGUUGCGAAAUAUGGUUGAUUCCUAGAAUAGCAUCUUUUGUUGAACGAUUCAAGCAGUUUUUGAGGUGCUCCAACUUACAGAGAUAGUCCUUGACGCAAAACCACAAUUGAACCCAAAACUUCUCUUGCUACGCAAGACAAUUUUUAAAUGAAUUUUGCCCCAUUCAGUGAUCUUUCUUGCCACAGUUGUUAAGGGAAUCAAUGCAGUUGUUAAGUUAGUAACUGAACUGAAUCUGGCUUCCCCAUUGAUUUUGCAUGUCAGAAGCUCGCAAAAAGGGAUCAAGUGAUCCUGGGACACUACAAUUGUCCUAAAUACAUGCCAAGUUGCCAAGCUUCUGAAUUUUGAUCACGUGGCCAUGGGGAUGCUACAACAGUCGUAAUUGUGAAAAACGGUCACAAGUCACUUUUUUCAUAUCGUCGUAACUUCAAACGGUCACUUAGGCACAUGGCUGUAAGUCGAAACUACCCAUAUUUCUACCUUAGUGAAUGUCACAAUUGGGUGGGGUACUUCAUGAUGCUGCCUUUAUCCUCGUUUAAAGAAGCUACUUCCCCAAAUUAUAGUUUUGUUUUGUUUUUUGUUAUCUGUGCAGUAUAGGUAGUCCUCAACUUAUGACCACAAUCGAACCCCAAAUUUCUGUGGUUGUGAUACAUUUGUUAAGUGAGUUUUUUCUCAUUUUACAGCAUUUUUUGCCACAGCUGUUAAGUGAAUCACUGCAGUUGAUAAGUUAGAAAGCUGGUUAUUAAGUGAAUCUGGCUUCCCCGUUGAUUUUGCUUGUCAGAAGGCUGCGACCCUCAUAAAUACGAGUCAGUUGCCAAGCAUCUCAGUUUUGAUCACAUGACCAAAUGGAUGCUACAGUGGUCGUAAGUGUGAAAAACGGUCAUAAGUUUCUUUCAAUGCUGUUGUAACUUUGAACUGUCACUAAAUGAACUGUUGUAAGUGAGGACUACCUGCAUGUCCCUAUGACAGAGGCCAUGCUGCCAUGCUGCUUCAGAGGGCUCCCAUUAAAGCUAGUUUACAAUAGGGUUAAGAGCUAGCAACUUGACAUCUUGCUCCAGGUAGUCCUCAAAGUUAUGAUGGUGCUGAAUAAAAGAUGACUAAUUGCAGAGCGGUGAUGUGAUUACAACUCAGGAUCUUGGCAACCAGCAUUUAAGAUGGUUGCGGUGUUCCCGGAGUUACGUGAUUGCCAAUUUUGCAACCUUCCCGGCUGGCUUCUGACAAGUAAAAUCAAUGGAGGAAAGCCAGAUUUGCCUAAUGACUGCAUGCCUUGCAUAACGACGCUGGUAAAAAAUGUUUUAAAUCAGGGUGUGGCCACAUAAUUCUGUUCUGCCCCAGCUACGGACCCCAAAGAACGCAGCACACACCAAGUCUGUACAAACCUUAGUUUACUAAAUUAAAUCAGUCUUUUUCAAACAAAGGCUGUUAAUUAACUUUCUUAACAGCCUACAAGAAUCCAAAGAAUAAAUAAUCGUAAUCUUACUAUGGUUGGCAGAAAGCCCAGAAGCAAUUUGCAAGAAACUGAUAAAAGAACUAAGAUUCAGACGCGAAGAAGAGUGAACGAAAUUAUUCCCUGCAAAUUGCUUCAGUCGUCGUCCUUCCUUAAAUAGGCUAAGGGAGUGGCCAAUUAGCCCCAAGCCUUACUCUCGAGGAGACCUCCUCCUGAAGAGCCACUUCUGCCUUUUGGCAGCUCUGCGCGCCCGUGCAUCGAGAAGAGGCUCCUCCUCUUCUUCUUCUUCACUUAUGGAAGUUUCUGGAGGUUCUGAAGGCCCUGGCUGAAUCCCCACCUCUGGCACCACAUCUUCUCCAGCCUCCUUAUUGUCUGACUCGAAUGCCAGCUGCACAGGCUGCUGGCGCAGCACCACACCAGCCUCCUCGCUGUCGGAAUCAGCUACUAGCUGCACAGGCCACUUAUGGGCCACAACAAAUUCAUUUAACAACCGCAUCGGUUAAAAAUAGAAGUUCCAGUCCCAAUUGUGGUUUUAAGUCAAGGACUAUCUGUAUAUUAACCAACACAACAUCUGUAGAGAUUCUCAGUCAUCUGGGUCAUGGUUGUCCCAAAGGUGCUUUUUUCAGGAGGCAACUGGACUUUCUUGUUUUUUCUUUGAAGGUGUUUAGCUUCUUAUCCAAGAAGCUUCUUUAAUUCUGACCUGAUAGUGAAGAAUGGAAGGAUUUAUAUUCUUUGCAGACAGCUGGCUAUUUGCAUCCUUUUAAAGCAGGAGUGUUAAACUGGCGGCCUGUGCAGUGGUGAAAUAUGAACCGGUUUGCUACUGGUUCGCUGGCCGUGCAUGCGUGCUGUGCACCAAGCACGCACUGCGUGCGCUUGCGCACCACACACCAAAAGGAGGCAUGGGAAGGUAAGUAGAAAAGCGGGGGGGGGGGGGAAUCAGCUGUCGUGCGCGAUCUUGGGAACCUUUUAAAAAACUUUUUAAAGCGUUUUUUACUACUGGUUCAGGCAAAUAGGUAGUAAAAAAAAAAUGCUUUAAAAAAGUAAAAAAAAGGCUCGAUCACAGCUGUGCCAUGCGAUCGUACAAGCCUUUUUAUUACUUUUUAAAGCAUUUUUUUUACUACCUAUUCACCCGAACCCGUAAUAAAAAAAUGCUUGCAACACGCAAUUGUCGGAACUUUUUUUUUAUUUUUUAACUACUGGUUCCAGAGAACCUGUAAUAAAAAAUGCUUAAAAAGUAAAAAAAAAAAAAAAAGUUCCCAUGAUCCCACAUUGCUCAGCUGAUCGUGGGAACUUCUUUACAUUUUUUUAUUACCAGUUUGGCAAACCAGUCGCAUUUUUUACUACGGGUUUGGCCAAACCGGCAGCAUUUCACACCUGGGCCUGUGGGCCGGUUGCAUCACACACAGGCCAUACCCACCCCAGCUCCGCAAAGGGAAAAAAAUGUCACGAUAUGUCGUGUGAUGGAAACAUAAUGCCACAAAUUUGACACCCGUGUAUUAGAGGGUCGUUAAAGCACUUGGACAUUUAUCUGUGUCCUUAAGGUCACCUGACGGGUGCUCCUGUAAUCUGCAAUUUUUUUCUCUGUAAAUUCAUUCCUACUCCGGCAUGAUUCAAAGUGUGUUCAUCCCAAAUUGGGUAUCAUCCUCUUUUAGCUAUACAAUUCGGAAUCCUGUGGGAAUGCUUUAACGACCCUUUAAAAGGAUGCAAAUGACCAGCUGUCUGCAAGGAAUAUAAAUCCUUCCAUUCCCCACUAUCCUGUCAGAGCUGAAGAAGCUUCUUGGGUGAGAAGCAAAACUUCUUCAAAAGAGAGGGGAAAAAAACAAAUUCCAGUUGCCUCCUGAAAAAAACACCUUAGGGAUGCAAAAUGGAUCAAGCUUAUUCUAUGAAACUCAAAACUAAUUACUUUGCUUAACUUUGUUUUUUUUUGCUACCAUGCAGCUCAUGAUGUAGAGUUUUAAUUUUCCAUCUGCUCUGCGGAAAAGCAAAAGGAUUUUCUAAGGAUCUUGUUUUUUGUUUAUGCUCUGUAGCCAGGGAAAGCAUAGCAGGAUUUAUUUUCUGGGCCACAGGGUUUUUGGGUUUUUUUGGUAAUCUGAAGUAAACGUAAAAUUAUACUUUGAAGUUUUUUCAUUGAGCUAAUUACAGUAUUAUCUAGAAAACGUUCAUUAACCCAUUCAAGAAGUUUCAUUAAUGUUGACAUUAUACAGAUAAUAUGUUUAUGAUAACUACAAGAAAACUACGAACUGAUUUAAAACUCCGUACCGAUGCUUCUACCUGUUCUUAUCCAAAGGUAUUACUUUCGCAGUCAAGAGAGUAAAAUUCUGUCUGAGAACUGAGACAUUUUGACUAUUGACUGGAUUUUAGAAUAAUUGUAAAAACUUCUAAAUGCCCUUUUAUCGUUAUGGAACAGGCCCAUCUUUUUAGAGGUGUAACUGUUCAGAACUCUAUAGGAUUGCUUACUUUUUCUGCUGAUGAUUUGUGCUGGAUCCAUUCCAAGCUCUGUGUACCCACUAUACUACAAAAACCAUGGGCAGGAAGAACCGUCAUUAGUGGUGAGUCAAUGACAUCUCAUGGACUCAUCUCAAGAGGUGAGCAAUAGACGAAGUAGUGACCUCCAAAAGUCACAUAUGAGCUUCUCAUUAACUAAGUCAGUCAUCAGAUCGUUGACAAAAUUUGGGUGUUUUUUUUUUUUUUUAGUCAACGUUCUUGGAUUAGCUUCAGAACUUCAUUCGUAAGAGCCAGGAUGAAAACAAAAUGAAAUUGAAUGCUAUUCUACAGUUAAAUAAUUAAGAAGUCUACCUGACACACGUACCUGUAACUUAGUCAUUUCCACAGAAACUAGUGUUUCAAUCACUGAGACAGAACUUCCCCAUAUCAGGUAACGUGUUUGAAAAUAGGGUGUGAUCUGGUCCUAGUAUUAUGUGACAACAUUGGAAUAGACCAGGUUUCAACUUUAUUGCUUCAUUAUGACAGUUGCGUGUUUGGGCAGGGGAAUCAUACAAUGGUGAAGUCACUCUCCUUUUCGAAACAAAACCAGCUGGAGGGAUAUUUACAAGGUAGUGUGAACUGUUGAGUUUCACGGAUUCCCACUUAGGUCAGAAAGAAGGUAGGUAGUCCUCAAUUUAUGAUGGGUGGCUUAACGAUAAAGGGCCUGCCCAGGGGUACUUAUAACCCAGAUCUGAAGUUUUCAUUGCGGUCACAUGAUCGCAUUUGGGUUGCUCAGCAACUGGUCCACAUUUAACAGCUAUUUGCACUGUCCCGCGGUCACAUUAUAAGGUUGUUGGUUUUUUUGCUAGAAACUGGCAUUUAUUUCCAGGUUUCAGCAAAAAUACUCCCGUUGUGAGUAAUGGAUUCACUUCUCAACAAAUGACUUGCUUUACAAUCGCCAUAUCCGCUUAACGACCAUCACACAAAAGGUUGCAAAAUUGGGAUCAGUCUUGUGACCUGUUUUAACAACCGGCAGGACUUAAGAGUUGUAAGUCGAGAAUUAUCUAUAAUAAAAGAACAAAAGCCUUGAAAUUCCUAGAAACAGGACAAUAUAGGUAAUCCUUGACUUAUAACUGUUCAUUUAGUGACCGGACAAAGUUACAACUGCACUGAAAAAAGUGAUUUAUGUCUGUCUUUCACAGUUACGACCUUUGCAGCAUCCCAUGAUCACCUGAUCAAGAUUCAGAUGUUUGGCUACUGGUUCAUACUUAUGACUGCUGCUAUGUCCCAAGAUCACAUAAUCACCUUUUGUGACCUUCUGACAAGCAAAGUCAAUAGGGAAACCAGAUUCACUUAACAACCGGGUUACUAACUUAUCAACUGCAGUGAUUCACUUAACAUCUGUGUCAAGAAAGGUCAUAAAAUGAGACAAAACACACUUAACAAAUAUCUCACUUAGCAACAGAAAUUUGGGGCUCAAUUAUUGUAAAUUGAGGACUACCUGUAAUUGUAGAACACCCUGGCAUGUUCGGUGUUGCACCCAUUUCUGUCCCCAGGAAUUUUGUUAGCCUAAAUAGCUGUGCUUCAGUGCACAAAAAGGCCCUAUAAUCAUUUCUACCUGCUGUCCCAGUGCUGUGUUAUGUCUCAAUUUCUCACUCAGACAUUGCAAAGAAUCACUUCGCUAAAAAUAAUGACUUUCCAAUCAGCUGGUAAAAUAAUUUAGUCAUGGACAUAAUGUGCAAGCCUAUUGAAUUUCUCUUUCAGAUAACUAAGGGGAUGCACACAAAAAUCUUGUAUCAGUUACAUAAUGGAUCUGUACUGGAGUAACUAUACAUUUAUCGGCUCACUUUCUCACACUACAGUCAUGGUGACAAGGAAACACACUCCUCGACUUACAACCACAACUGACCCCCCCCCUCAAAUUUCCAUUGCUAAGCAAGAUAGUUAAGUGAGUUUUGCCCCAUUUCAUGACCUUUCUUGCCAUAGUUAGGUGAAUCACUGCACUUGUUAAAUUAGUAACAUGGUUGUUAAAUGAAUCUGGCUUCCCCGUUGACUUUGCUUGUCAGACGAUUGCAAAAAGUUAUCAUAUGACCAUGGGAAUGCUGCAACAUUCCCCUGUGAAAAAAGAUUUCAGUCUUGUUCAUUUAGUCACUAUAUGAAUUGUUGUAAGUAGAGGACACUCUAGAUACAUUUGACUGAUUUCAAAGCCUUAACUAAUUUCUACUGCAUCCUACUGAUUCAUGAAUUAUUCACAUCACAUCUUGCACAAUUCUUAGAAGUCAUUUGUCCAAUUUUUCUGUCAAUCCAUCCUCAAUUUUUAAGAAAAUGUUAUUGCCAACAGGGUCAAAACAAUAAAUUGAUGUAAUCCAGUUAUUCCAUAACUGUACAUUUAGGGAAAUACUCCUUCCCCCUUUCUUUCAGUUUUGUCCGAUUCUUGGAGACUGGUCAAGUGUGACAGUUUUCUUUGCAAUGGUAUUUCAGAAGUGAUUUGCCAUUGCCUCCUUCCUAGAGUUGAGAAAAGGUGACUGGCCCAAGAUCACCCAGCUGGCUUUGUGCCUAAGGCGGGAGCCAUGAAACUAGAACUCAGUCUCACCUGAUACUUUCACUACUGCAUCAAAUUGGCACUCAUGGGGAAAUAGGAUGCCAAAAAAAUGGGGGCGUUAUAUAAGAUAAAACAAUUCCCACAACAAAUUUGAGGAGCAAUGUUAAAAUUAAAACAUUGCUUUACUUGCCGUGAUAGCACUUAACUUGAAACUCACAAAGCAGAGCAUCAAAAAAAUAGUCUGAAAUUAUUUAAAAAUGUAAAAACAAAAGGCAUGUUUUCAUUUAUGCUGGCUCUUUUCAUAGAGAGCAAUAGAAACGUUCCUGUCCUUCGUACGUUAAGUAAGUUCCUUAGUGAUACUCUUGAAUAACAAUUGAGUAAAAGGCUGUGUAUAGAAUAUUUGCCCUAGUGCAUUUUAUUAAUUUUGUACUGAUGGUGUUUCAGAUUAAUUGUAAUCAUAUGCUUUCAUCAGUGUUUCUCAAUAAUAACUCAUUAAAAAUGUAAUUUCAUACAG